UUUUAUAUAGCCCUGAUCAAAUCGACAGCUUCCAAUCUCCCGCUCUCACUUUCAUCCUCAGUCCCGUCUACAAUCCAUGGCGGAUCUCCUCCUCUCCGUCGGCCAGCCUCUCGAAUCCGUACCGGAGUCCUACAUCCGGCCGGCGUCCCAGCGACCGAACUUCGCCGCCGUCGAGAUCGACGGAAACAUCCCCAUCGUUGAUCUCGGAUCCCCUGAUAAAUCCCUAAUCGUUGCCCAAGUAGGUCAAGCGUGCCAAUCUUAUGGUUUCUUCCAGGUAGUGAACCAUGGUAUUUCAUCCGAAUUGAUUCAGCAGAUGCGAGCCAUUGGGAACGAAUUCUUCCACCUUCCGGCGGAGGAGAAGUUGAGACUCUAUUCCGACGAUCCGGCUAAGAAGGUUCGGUUGUCGACGAGCUUCAAUGUGAAGAAGGAGACGGUGCAUAACUGGAGGGAUUAUCUCCGGCUUCACUGUUACCCCCUUGAGGAGUACUUAUCGGUCUGGCCUUCCAAGCCUUCGGCCUUCAGGGAAGUGGUGAGCAAAUACUGCACGGAAGUGCGCAGACUUGGUUUCUUCCUCCUCGGCUUUAUCUCUCUGAGCCUUGGCCUGGAGCAGGACUAUAUUAAGGAAGUUCUUGGCGAACAAGAGCAACACAUGGCUAUAAACUAUUACCCUCCUUGCCCUGAACCAGAGCUCACUUAUGGUCUCCCUUCCCAUACUGAUCCCAACGCCCUCACCAUCUUGCUCCAAGACCCACAAGUUGCUGGCCUGCAAGUCCUCAGAGCCGGCAAGUGGAUCGCCGUCGGUCCCCAUCCCAAUGCCUUUGUCAUCAACUUAGGCGAUCAAUUGCAGGCCCUGAGCAAUGGUAAGUACAGAAGCGUUUUCCAUAGAGCAGUGGUGAAUUCAGAGAAGGAGAGAUUGUCAGUGGCUUCCUUCCUCUGCCCAUGUAACAGUUCAGUGAUUGCACCAGCCAAGCAGCUCACAGCCGAGGACUCGCCGGCGAUCUACAGGAGCUAUACCUAUGAUGAGUAUUACAAACAGUUUUGGGCAAGGAAUUUGGAUCAGGAACACUGCUUGGAGCUUUUUAGAAUUUAGGCUUCGUUUGGAAUGACUUUCUGAUUACCUUUUAAAAUAGCUUUCUAGUACAAAAAUUAAAAUUUUGGUAAUAGAAAGCUGAUUUAAGAAGCAGUAAGAAAGUCGUCCUAAACAAAGCCUUACUUGUAUUCAUCUUCUUUUUCAUUUAGGUUUUGUUUGGGACAGCUUUCUUGUUGCUUUCUAAAACAACAUUUUAGUAUAAAAAGCUGUUUUCGAAAGCAAUAAAGAAGCCGCCCCAAACUAAACCUUAGUAUAACUUAAGCUGCUUCUUAAUCGCAACCCAUUUGAUGAACUGAUGCAGUCAAUUGGUCUUAUUCACCGCUGUUUUGUAAUAAUUCAUGUAUUCUUCUGCGAGGAAGAGAUUGCACAGGUCGUCAUUUUUCUUAGAUCACUAUUGUAUUAGCCAAUAAAAUUGCCAAGGCAUCCAUUUGAUCUAAAGAGAUAUUUGAUCUCAAA
This is a messenger RNA of Dendrobium catenatum, 1546 nucleotides long. Its product is annotated as flavanone 3-dioxygenase 2. Lineage: Eukaryota; Viridiplantae; Streptophyta; Magnoliopsida; Asparagales; Orchidaceae. The transcript is spliced from 4 exons. The coding region runs from base 77 to 1090 and encodes 337 amino acids. The record is from RefSeq and is a predicted model, not a curated record.